Messenger RNA from Ceraceosorus guamensis, 594 nucleotides. RefSeq lists its product as hypothetical. NCBI's taxonomy places the organism in Eukaryota, Fungi, Basidiomycota, Exobasidiomycetes, Ceraceosorales, Ceraceosoraceae. Gene Ontology annotation, biological process: positive regulation of catalytic activity. Gene Ontology annotation, cellular component: fungal-type vacuole; cell periphery. The record is from RefSeq and is a predicted model, not a curated record. Bases 1 to 594 code for a protein of 197 amino acids. The transcript has 2 exons.
AUGGAAAGGCACGACACCUCUCCGAGGCUCGAUUGGUGGAGGAAUUUUCUGCUUCACAAUGCAUUCGUUCCUGGUCUCUUCCGUUUCAUCAAUAUCGGCUUCACUAGCGCCACGUUGGCCAUUGCCAUCCGAUUGUACGUGGUGCUGAAGCAGCAAGCAGCGGCGGACUCGGUAGGGUCAAGUCCCUUGGUAGCCAUCAUCUUCGGACCUCCGACGCUGUUGCACGUCGGCUGGCAGAUCUACUUGGAAUAUUUUGGCAAGCCGAUUGGACUAUGGGCAGUGCGCAACAAGCUGCUGUACUCGCUCGUAGAUCUCGUCUUCAUAUGCAUGUGGAGCGCAGAACUCAGCUUGUCCUUUGACAAUUACCUGACCAGCAGUCUGGUGUGUGUCGCCGAUAUUAAUCCCUUCGCGGGACUAGAAACCCAAAGCCCCUUGACGGAUCCUGCAAAGAAGCCGAUCAUCUGCAGGCUACAAGGAACCCUGAUUGGGCUGGUGUUCGUCAGCCUCAUAGCUUACGUCAUUGUCCUCGUUUUGAGCCUCUUCCGCAUCUUUGUCCGCGUCUCUGGCCCUAGGACCAAGGGCACCUACGCAUGA